GGACUUUUUUCUUUUCAGAUUUGCUAUUUCUUCUGGAAUUCUUCGAGAUUUCUUCGUCACUCAUCUUCUCUUCCCAAUCAUUUGACUUGAGACACAGAGCGGCAAGAUGAGCACAACAACAACAAUCGCGCCUGCAAAGGCAAACAUCGGUGUUUACACAAACCCAGAGCAUGACCUGUGGGUUGCUGAGGCAGAGCCCAGCCUGGAGGUUGUGCAGAGGGGUGGAGAUUUGGCAGUUGGUGAGGUUCUUUUGAACGUCAAGAGCACUGGUAUCUGCGGAAGUGACAUUCACUUCUGGCAUGCUGGAUGCAUCGGUCCCAUGAUCGUAGAAGACACCCACAUUCUUGGCCACGAGUCGUCCGGCGUAGUAAUGGCCGUCCACGAGUCCGUCACAAACCUCAAAGUCGGCGACCGCGUCGCCAUCGAGCCCAACAUCAUCUGCCACAAGUGCGAGCCCUGCCUGACAGGCCGCUACAACGGCUGUGAAUCCGUCGAGUUCCUCUCCACACCUCCCGUCACCGGCCUGCUCCGCCGCUAUCUCAAGCACCCUGCUAUGUGGUGCCACAAGAUGCCCGACAGCAUGACCUUCGAGGACGGCGCUAUGCUCGAGCCUCUCUCCGUCGCCCUUGCUGGUUUCGACCGCGCGAACGUUAAGCUCGGCGACCCUGUUCUCGUUUGUGGUGCUGGCCCCAUCGGUCUUGUCACCCUCCUCUGCGCACAGGCUGCAGGCGCAGCUCCCCUCGUCAUUACAGACAUCGACCAGGGCCGUCUCGAAUUCGCGCGCAAGCUCGUUCCCCGCGCCCUCACGCACAAGGUUGAAUUCAGCCACACAGUUGACGACUUCCGCGGCGCGAUCCUCAAGCUCACAAACGGCGUCGAGCCUUCCCACGCUCUCGAGUGCACCGGUGUUGAGUCCUCGAUCGCUGGCGCUAUCCAAACUGUCAAGUUUGGCGGCAAGGUCUUCGUUAUUGGCGUCGGCAAGAACGAGAUCAAGAUUCCCUUCAUGAGGCUGUCCACACGCGAGGUCGAUCUUCAAUUCCAAUACCGCUACUGCAACACUUGGCCCAAGGCUAUCCGGUUAGUCGAGAGCGGCGUCAUUCAGCUGCGCGACUUGGUUACACACAGGUUCAACCUUGAGGACGCAGUGCAGGCUUUCAAGACAGCGAGCGACCCUAGUACCGGUGCGAUCAAGGUGCAGAUCCAGAGCUUGGGUGAUUAAGCGGCGGAAGGGAAGGAGUUGCUGAGAUGCAUGAGUGGAG
Macroventuria anomochaeta is the source of this 1259-nucleotide messenger RNA. RefSeq names its product sorbitol dehydrogenase. Bases 107 to 1219 code for a protein of 370 amino acids. Lineage: Eukaryota; Fungi; Ascomycota; Dothideomycetes; Pleosporales; Didymellaceae. Gene Ontology annotation, biological process: D-sorbitol catabolic process. Gene Ontology annotation, molecular function: L-iditol 2-dehydrogenase (NAD+) activity. The transcript is spliced from 2 exons. The record is from RefSeq and is a predicted model, not a curated record.